GCAGUGGCUUGCUUUCCCCGCCCUUUCCAUCCGUCGGGAAGCCUGGAUUGUGGGCUGGGGGAAACCGCAGCCUCUCCCACCUGGUAACCCACUGCCCCCAGCCCCCAGCCCCUAGACACCUGCUUCAGGUUCUGGAGCCCCUUAAAAUCGCCAGCAAAUCUCUAGAAGAUUACAUCCUGGUACGGGAACAGAGCCAGAUUUCACACUGAGCAGCUGCAGACGGAGAAAUCAGAGAAAGCACAACCCAGCCCCAGAUUCCGAGGGGCCUGCUGGGGACUCUCUCCUUCUGCUUGGGCGGGAAGACCCCCGAGGCCGCUGUCUCAGGCUGGGUCCUGGCUGCCAUGGGACUUACAGCUGCUGCCUCCCAGCUGCCCUCAUCACUGCCAGGCAGAUAAGGGUGGCGCUGCCCCAGGAACACCUGCUGCCCCCUGCCUGACCGUCCUCUGUGGCCAGCCCUUCCCCUACUUUGGGCCACCUGUGCUGACCCGAGGCCAUGUAGGCCCCACUCCAGCCUCUGGAUAGACGCACGGCCGGGGACACUGCCUCUGCUCUCUGGGGGACCCAGCGCACCACCAUGCCCCGGGGACUCGCCUGGCUCCACUAUCUCGGGAUCCUCCUUGGCAUGGCCUUGGGUUUGGAGGUGUGGACCUUGACCCAGAACGAAGAGUGCGCCAUCACCGGGUCUCUGCGAGACAAGCUGCAGUACAGGAACCGCCUUCAGUACAUGAAACACUACUUCCCCAUCAACUACAAGGUCCCUGUGCCUUAUGAGGGGGUGCUCAGAGUGGCCAAUGUCACCAGGCUGCAGAGGGCUCGGGUGAGCCAGCAGGAGCUGCGAUAUUUGUGGGUCUGGGUGAGUCUCAGUGCCACUGAGGCAGUGCAGGAGGUGCUCCUGGAGGACCACCCGUCCAAGCAGUAUCUGGAGGAGAUACACAGACUGCUGGUGGACAUCCAGCAGCACCUUCUGGAUGUGGAGGUGGGCCCCAAGGUGGAAGCAGUGUUGUCUCUCCUGAGUGCCCCAGGGCUGAGCCUGAAGCUGGUGCGGCCCAAAGCCCUGCUGGACAACUGCUUCCGUGUCAUGGAGCUGCUGUACUGCUCUUGCUGUAAACAAAGCCUCGUCCUAAAUUGGCAGAACUGUGAGGUGCUGAGCCCUCGGCCUCACAGUCCAGAGCCCUCGUCACAGUGUGUGGCCACCCAGCUGUACCCUCUACGCCAGGAGCCCCCCACCUCCCUGCCCCACGCCCUGGGAUCCCAGGCUGGUCCCCCAGCUCAAUGAAACUGCUGAGGGCACAGGAGGAGGCCUCCUGCCCCAAGUAGCCUGUAUGGAGGAGCUCCCACAGUUCAACUGGGCCUCGGGCGUCACUGGGUGGUGAUGCUGAGCCCCCCUUGGGAGACGGUAUUUUUCCUUUCAGGAGGAUCCUGUGCCUAACGAGGGCUCAGCUUUCCUCCCCCCAUACGUCACCAGGAAUGGGGGGGGGUCUGGGGGCACCUGAAGGUGAGCAGGACAGAGCUCAUGGCCCCUCGUGGCACCACCCGGCUGCCUUGCUCAAGGCAGUGCUGUCUCCUGGGCCGCAGAAGGGAGAGCUGUGCCAGGUCGGCUGGUGGGCGUGGAGGGGACAGAACUCAGCAAGGCCGAGGAGAGGGCAGAGCCAAAUGCCGAAUCUUGCCACAGUGGGUGCUCUUCCAGUUUCUUUGUUUUCUAUUAAACACCCGCUUUGUUUUGUUUUGUUUUGUUUGGGUUUGCAUUUGCGAGGGUGAACCUGGAAUGGCUGCGAGCCCCUCCUCCACCUCGUGCUCCAGCUCCAGCUGGCCAAGUGCAAUGGGCAGCUGGUCGGCUCCAGGCCUGCGCCUGAGGGUUCCGACUUGGCAUGGGAUGGAGCCUGGCCAGGGGGCCGGAAUGGUGGACAUGUGAGGCACUGAGUUCCUCCCAGCCCCACCUUAGCACAUAGGGCCUCAGUGAGGCCGAUGCAGCACAGCAGGAGGUGCCGUCAGACUGAGCCCUGCAGUGCCUGCUGGCCAGCUUCCUCCUCCAUCUGGCUGCCUCAAGACAGGUCCCCUCAGGGGCAGAGCUGCGGCAGGCCUUCAAAGGUAUGCAUCCUGGCACAAGACUCAGUCCUGCUACACAAAGGCCUGGGCUCCCCGGGAGCACCUCACCCCCUCAGUCUGGAAUCUGGAUGGGAAAGGGGGUGCUGCAGGCGGCAGGUGAGCCGCAGCAGAGGAAGCAGGCGGAGGCGUGGGUGUUACAGUACAACUUUAUUAAUACUGGGGUCUUCACAGUGCAUUUGUUACUUGUAGCAGUGACUAUUUAAAUCAGGGCAGGAUGGGGCUGAGGGGAGAGGAGAAUUUAUCCAAAAACUGACAGAAAGAAAAGAAACAAAAUGGUUCAGAUGGGAUGGGGGGAGAGGGGGUGCAGGGGGGAGGUGAAGGGAACAAAGACUGAGUGGGAACCAUGAGGGGAGGCCUGGGGUGGGAAAAUAAAUUAAAAGAAGGAACAAGUUAACAACAGCACCAGAAAAGUUACUUCAGUCAAAAGAGUUUGAAAAGAAUAUUUCUCUGUACAAAAUGAAAAAUAAAACGAACGUAAGGAAGUCCCCCAAACCAAAGUCUGAUGCGGGAUGGCUGGCUCGGAUCCCGGGGAGUGGGCCUACACGUGGUCACUAGACGACGAGAGGUGGUCAGAGGGACGGGGUUUAUGUACAGCCCUGGGUGGCUUGGAGGGGAGGGGCAAGUGGGGGUGGCUGGGAUGGCUGUGUCCCCCCGACCCCCCCUCCAAAGCCACCCCCACUCCCCAGGAGGCAAGCUCUUCCUCUCUGGAAGCCAAGGACCCAGCCUCCCUCCUACCCCACUGCUCCUCACCCUGCUCCCCUCACACUUCCUGCAUCCUACUCCGCACGCCCACCUGGGCGGUGCCCUGUGCAGCCCUGAGGAAGGGGCCAUGGAGACUCCACCGCAGGGCUGCCCGCACCAGCCCCUCUGCUCUUGCAGCCUCUUCAGGGCUCCUUGGUCUGGGCCCCGUCCAGGUGCUCAAACCUGGGCUCUGAGGUUGGCCGCAGUGCUCAGCAAGGUGGUUUUCAGACCUCGUGACUUACAGGUACUGUUCUACGUUGCCCUGGGGGAGCUGGGGGUUCCAUCCACUUGGGGGCACCUUUGGUUCCCCAGCCCCACCUGGCCAUGCUGCCUGGGUCCCAGUUCCGGGCACAAGCACUACCAGGAUCGCUAGCUGGUGCUGGGAGACUCAGAGCAAUCCUGUCCGGGCCCUGCCACCCUUUGAGCUCGGCUCUCUGCUGGCCUGCAGGACCUCAUGAAGUCCUCCACUCGCUGGAGGCACACCUACUUUUACCUGUUUAGAGUUGGCACAACUUGGUGCAAGGAGGGGGAAAGACACUCCCAGCUCGCCCCACCCCUGCUUUGCUGCCAGAACAGGCCAGGACUGCAGGGCUGGGGUGGGUAGUGCGUCCUGGGAUGGCAUCUCCUCUGGCAACAGAGAGUCAAAGCCAAUCUCCCGGGACGUGCCCCUGACCCGGCCUGGCCUGGAAAAUCUGCCUCCCUGGCCAUCCCAACCUUAAUUUGGCUUUGCUCCAGACGCUGGAGAGAACAGCUGCUCCCUGGCUUUUGGGGAGCCAAUUCAGCCCUCCUCGUCCUGCCAUGGUCCAUCAGGCCACUGUAAGGGCCCCCCGUCCGUCAGGCACUCUUGAACACACCCUGUAUCGUCCACCCUGUCCCCACAUACGGUCCUUGUCCAGUCAGCUCCAUUUUACAGUCAUAACCCCACAUC
Messenger RNA from Rhinolophus ferrumequinum (greater horseshoe bat), 3775 nucleotides. RefSeq names its product interleukin 34 (gene IL34). Gene Ontology annotation, biological process: positive regulation of macrophage differentiation; positive regulation of monocyte differentiation; positive regulation of cell population proliferation. The transcript is spliced from 7 exons. Bases 575 to 1276 code for a protein of 233 amino acids. NCBI's taxonomy places the organism in Eukaryota, Metazoa, Chordata, Mammalia, Chiroptera, Rhinolophidae. The record is from RefSeq and is a predicted model, not a curated record. Gene Ontology annotation, molecular function: cytokine activity; macrophage colony-stimulating factor receptor binding.